Molecule: messenger RNA, 1728 nt
Organism: Heterobilharzia americana
Lineage: Eukaryota; Metazoa; Platyhelminthes; Trematoda; Strigeidida; Schistosomatidae
Source: the annotation of a GenBank genome assembly
AUGUCGUAUCUAUCUUUUGUACCUCACACACUUUCUCCCCUGUCUGGUCAUAAAAGAAGACAUGAAAAGACUCGUAGAAAAGCUUCAAAACGAGCAAAACAAGAUGAGGAGUUAAAUGAACGAGUACCUACUGGAAAUGAAGCUGUUCUCAAUGAACAGAAUGAAGACACUAGAAGUCGUUCGUGCCCAUACUUAGAUACUAUUCGAAGAAACAUGUUGGAUUUUGACUUUGAAAAGCUCUGUUCCGUCUCUUUGUCCCAUCUCAACGUCUAUGCAUGUCUCAUCUGUGGAAAAUACUUCCAGGGUCGUGGAAAUUCUACUCAUGCGUAUACACACAGCGUUAGUGAAGGUCAUCAUGUCUUCCUUAAUUUAGAAACUCGGCGGUUUUAUUGCUUACCUGAUGAUUACGAGAUUUUAGAUGGGUCAUUGGAAGAUAUCACCUACCUUCUAAAUCCUACUUUCACUGCUUCUGAAAUCUCGGCACUGGACGUCAAUUCGAAAAUGGUCAGAGCCUAUAAUGGUCUUACAUAUUAUCCUGGAGUUGUAGGUCUUAAUAACAUUAAGGCUAAUGAUUACUGCAACGUCAUAUUACAAAUGCUUAGCCAUAUAAGCCCAUUACGAGAUUAUUUCCUCAAUAGCAAGAACUACGAAAAUUCUCCUAUGGUUUCUGGAGACCAAAUGAUGCUCCUGGUUCAACGAUUCGGUGAACUUAUUCGGAAAUUGUGGAAUCCUCGAAACUUUAAAACUCAUGUUUCACCUCAUGAAUUUUUACAAGCAGUUGUGCUAUGCAGUAAAAAGCGUUUCCAAAUCACUGAACAAGGAGAUGCUGUCGAAUUUCUAUCAUGGUUGGUUAAUGCCAUAGAUAAAGCUUUGAGGCCUAAACGAAUUCUUUGUCCAGCAAGUUUAAUCAAUAAGACUUCCAAAAGUAUUGUCUCUUCCACCUUACAAGGGAAAAUGAGGAUAUACAGUCGCAAAAUCAUGCCUGUGAAUCUGCCAGAGGAAGAAAAAGCAUCAUUAGCCGACAGCCCCGAAUAUAUGACCUCAAUAUCAGACACGAACUUCUUUUACCUCACAUGUGACUUACCGCCACCUCCAUUGUACUUGGACGAAUUCAAGGAAAAUAUAAUUCCACAAGUUUCUUUGGCUACUUUACUUUCGAAGUUCAAUGGUACCACUGAAAAAGAAUAUAAAACACAUCGUGAUUCGACUAUGCGUAGGUUUGAGCUUCGUCGACUUCCUCCAUAUUUAAUCCUCUACAUGAAGAGAUUUGUGAAGAACAUCUUCACUUUGGAGAAAAAUCCGACGAUUGUCAACUUCCCUAUUAAAAGCAUUGAUUUCGGCGAUCUUUUAGCGCCUGAAUUUCGAGCUAAACACCGGUAUACUACAUAUGAUCUGGUAGCUAAUGUCGUGCACGAUGGUCCCCCAACUCCUGGCUCUGGUACGCAUCGUAUCCACUUGUUACAUCGUGGCACCGGGAAGUGGUUCGAACUUCAAGACUUACACGUGACCGAAGUCCUGCCGCAAAUGAUACCCCUCAGCGAAACCCUUAUUCAGGUUUGGGCUGUGAAUAAAUCUAUACCCAACCAAAACUUCAAAGUGUCUGAAAAAUUACCACAUGAAGGGAGUGGCGAGAUGGUUGAAUCAGAAGACACAAAAAUGGAAGAAGGCCAGUGUGAAGCUAUCAAACAAGAGGAAGCUAUGGAAACAGGUCCCGCAUCACAUGAGUGA